Messenger RNA from Eurytemora carolleeae, 3434 nucleotides. RefSeq lists its product as uncharacterized. The transcript has 3 exons. Bases 82 to 2793 code for a protein of 903 amino acids. The record is from RefSeq and is a predicted model, not a curated record. Lineage: Eukaryota; Metazoa; Arthropoda; Copepoda; Calanoida; Temoridae.
UGAUGAGAUAAUAUAUAUAUGGAGUUAUAAAUCUUAAAUCUACUUAGACACAUAAACAGUAAUCCAGGGGUCUGAGUAAUAAUGAUGCUAAAACUGGUAGCUCUAUACAUAUGUAUUACAAUCUCCAACUCUCAUGGUUUGAGUGUACUAGUAAGCCAGGAUUCCUUUGUAAACUUGGCUAAAAAUUUCCUCUCCAAACCUGACCUGCUUGCAACUGCUCUAGGAGCAACAAGAUCAAAAAGAAGCAUAUAUGAUAAAGAGUUUAGUAUAGAUAACCUUGGAAUAAGUGUUGGUGUAAAGUUUAUUCUUCCUGAUAACCCAAGUCUAGGAGGGAAAGCUGAUAUUGAAAUAAAAGAUCUUUCUAAGCUAAUUCCAUUCAAAAACAUAGGAUUAGUAAAACUUGGAGUCACAUAUAAAUCUUACGGUUUGAUGGUUGAGUAUGAGUUUCAUCAUCCUCAUGAUGAACAAGGAACUAUAGGCCUAAUCAUAUCAAAAAAUAAAAAUCAAAAAAUGAUAUCAUUAAAAUCUCUCAUUAAAGCAUCAAAACAUGAUGUAAAAAGGUUAAUCAUUCCGUUUGAAAUUCAAUUAAACUUAACAGGAAGUACUGAAGUAGAAGGAAUAUUAACAUACUCACAUCAUCAUGGGGUGGAAUAUCCAAUACUUAUUAGAAACGAUAAUGACACAGUACAUUUGAUGAUGGAAACUCAAAGGAGAUCUACUUUGCUUGAUUUCAGAUUUAAUUGGAAGAAGCCUGACCUUCAAAUCCAUCUUGAUUUUGAUGAUUUAGGCUAUAUGUUUUUCAUAGAACUCAGUAUAGAAAACAAUCAAGAAGAAGUUGAAGCCUGUGGAUUGUUGAAAAUAUUUGGAGGAAAAACAAGCUUUAAAAUAGAGAUAGAUAAAAUGUUAAAAAGUAUAUGUCUGAAAAUUGCCCCUUUUAAUCAAUUAGAAAGGACCUAUAAAUACAAAUUCAGAAAGAUACCUGACCUGAUGUUAAAAGAAUAUGAAACAAAUGCUUAUGAGGUUCUGGUUAAUUCUGGCUUCCUACUAGAUCCUCCUAUAUCAAUGAGGUUGGGAUUUAAGAGAAUAAACUUACAGAGAUUGAGAAAAAGAAAUGAAAUUGAAGUGAAAAUUUGUCUCGCAUUAUUCCCAAACCACUUCAGGAAGUCAAAGUAUACUACAAUAAUAAUUCAAAGGGAUAGGUUCAUUCCAGAGUAUGACCAGGGACAAGACUUUUCUGAAUCUCUGCAUGCAUUUGCCGAAUAUGAAGGAAUCCAGCUGCUUGAAACUCAUUCUGAAAUUUUGGGUUUGAACAAACUCCAUUGUAAUACUGAUGCUUGUGACCUUGAGAUCAACUUUUCAAGUAGUUUACAUAGAAAUAUAUUUGAAGAUCUUGAGCUAUUGGAUUUAUUUAGAUAUAUUCCAUGCAGUCAAGUUUCUCUAAAAACCAGAGUUAAUAUCUUAAAUCGACAGAUGAAAGCAUUAGCAUUUGAGAUUCAGACAAGUCGGGUUGAGAGAGACUACCGGAUGAUAAAGCUAGAAUGGGAUAACAAGCAUGAAAAAGUAAAGUUGAAAUCUGAUUUGAUCAUUUCUCCUGGAAGAACACACAGUAUAGAUCUUUCUGUUUCUUCAAGCUUAGAUAAAAUGAAACUAGUUUACAAAGGUUGGCACAGGGAGGUUGUUAUAGAUUGGAGGGAAAAGCCUAUUCGUAAUAAUGGCAUAGCUAGUUAUGAAUUUAGAUUAUUCUAUGAUGAUGAUUUGAUGGGAGCAGGAAUACUGAAUAUAAAAGAUCAGCAUACAGAAGUUGUCUAUACAGGACAACAUGGUAGGUUCUCUUAUCUUGACUUUCAGUUCCUUAUCUUUAGCAACAGAAUCAAUGAUAGUUCUGUGAAUAUCAAUAUAGAGGGAAGUUCUAAACCAGUUCUGGAGGAAUCAAGAUGCUCUUUUCUGAUCUGGAACACAACCUAUACAUAUAAUCAAAACUAUGGAGACCCAGUACUGAUGAUUGAUUCAAAGCAGCUUCUAGACACAAGAAUAUUUGAAGCUGAAUGUCAAGAUCAACGAAUGUACAACUCUUCUUCUUUAGGUUUUAGCCUCUUAGGACGCAGAAAACAACCUUUUCAAAUGUCACUGAACAUGGAUUUGAAAUCAGAACUGUAUCCCUCUGGGCAACUGAAUGUUAUUACUAGUUUAACUCCAUGGAACACCCUGAUGAUUCAUUCUGAGAAUUAUACAAAAGACGACUAUAUUGAAGGAAUUGAAGAGUCUUCCAACCCAAUGGUUGAUAACUAUCUAAGUAUUGUUACAAACUAUAUUUUAAAAUCUGACUCAUUCCAAGAUGGGACAUAUGCUGAAAUUGUUUUUGCACCAUUUAAUGGAACCUUUAAACUUCAAUCAAAGGAAAAAAAAUUUGAAAUAAUAUUAGACCCUGCAUCUGGAAAAUAUCUUAGUAUUGGCACAAAUAUCAAACAGAUCCCUUUCACCCAUUAUCGUUUUGAGUCAUUUAAAAUUGAUGCUGAUGGUGAAUGGAGAAAUAUCCUUCAUGAUGAUGUUAGAAUUGCUAGAUACAAACUUAAAAGAGAAGAUUUUGGAAUGAAUGAGUUACUAGACAAUGAAGUUAGUGUAGUCCUAGCUCCACUUUUAGUUCACAUUGAAUGGAAUUGCACCUCAAACUACAAACUGAAAGAUUUUAAAAUUAUGGGAUCUCCAGGAUGGUAUUUGCACACACCUUCCCAUGAACUAGAUGAGCAAGCAAUAUUGGACAAUCCUUUGUUUUCAAUCAAAUCCCAAAACUGAUCACCCCUGUAAAUUAUAUUAAAGUUGAUGUUUUUUGUGUUUGGUUAAAAAUUCAAAUAUUAUGCUUUAUUUUCUAAGCUGUCUUCCAUAAGCAGGCUAAUGUAUUUUCUUCAAAGUUUGAAAAUUGUAUAAGCUUAAUUUGAAAUACAUAUUUAAUAUCAUUCUUUUUGUUUUUGUAUUUUUCCCCAAUCAUUUCGGUUGCUCAUUACAAUAUAUAUGAACGUAAUAUUAUAAUUUCAUUUUUCAACAUUUACUGUUAGCUAAUAACCAUAUGUAAUUUAUAAUACACAUUGGGUGAUUUACUGUUAAAUGUUCCUUGGCCCAACUGGCCACCACUCCUUCUAAAAAAGUGCAAACUUCUUUAACUAUUUCUUUAUCUAGAUCUUACAUAACCUGGAAUAGUAUAAUCAAUAAUGUUGCAAUUUUCCAAUUUAAAUGAAGGGUAUUUAUCCAAAUAUUGUAGCAGAGCCAAUAGUGUCUUCCUAAGAAAUCCACCAACAAGAUUAUUUAAAUUUAUAAACCUACAAUUUCGGAGAUGAGAAUAUGGAGAGAACUACUCAACCUUCUCCUCUUAUCUACUCUGAUUAUAUAUGUAUAUGAUUAACCAUCCUUCUGUUAAUAAAUGUACUUUUAAAAUGUAA